AUGUCAAACACAGAUCAAUUACUAGAACAAUAUCAAGAUAACUUAUUAAGGAAAAAUCAAGGUGAAGAUAUCUCAUCUGAUGAAGAUCAAGAAUUAUUAGACCUAUUAGAAGAUGGAGAAGGAUUUGACAAUUAUAGAGAGAAAAGAAUUGAAGAAUUAUCAAAACAAAUGAAGGCAGCAUCUCAUAACAUUGAUCAGGGGUUUGGUCAUGUUGAAACUUUACUUAAUGAAGAAUCAGCUUUACAAAAAACAACAUCAACACCUCGUGUUGUAUUACAUUUUUUUCAUAAAGAUUUUACUAAAUGUCAAAAAAUGGAUGAGAAAUUAUCAAUAAUGGCUUCAAAACAUUUAUCAACUAAAUUUUUAAGGAUAAAUGUUGAAGAUGCUCCUUUUUUAGUUACAAGAUUGAAAAUUAAAGUACUUCCAAUGGUUCUUAUAUAUAUUAAUGGUGUUGAAUCAAAUAGAAUUAUUGGAUUUGAUAAAUUAAAUUUUGAUAAGAAUGCUCAAGAUUUCCAAAUUGAAUCAUUGGAAAAGUUUUUAUUAGAUAAUGGUAUGUAUAUUAUAUGCUCUAUAUGUUUUUUGAUUAUGAAUACUAACUCUUUAUAG
Messenger RNA from Hansenula ciferrii, 606 nucleotides. It is a transcript of the gene PLP1, whose product is annotated as Plp1p. The transcript has a single exon. Gene Ontology annotation, cellular component: cytoplasm. Bases 1 to 606 code for a protein of 201 amino acids. Lineage: Eukaryota; Fungi; Ascomycota; Saccharomycetes; Phaffomycetales; Wickerhamomycetaceae. The record is from RefSeq and is a predicted model, not a curated record.